AUUUCUUCUUAUGUUUAGUAUCAGGUUUUGCGUAAGGCUAAGAAAUCUAUCCAGAAGCUGGAGCAAACCUUGGGUUCUUUGCUGAAGAUGAAAGAGUCCUUCAGUCUGGAGGAUGGGAACCCAUCCAGUUUGGAGGAAGUCAGGGAGGAAUAUGUCAAGAGGCACUUCAGCAGUCACAGCACUGCAUCAGCCUCAGAAGCUGUGAGUGAGAAUGACUCUACUGUCUGGUAUUUGAUUCAAGAAUGUGAAAAACAAACACUGGAAGAGGAUGGGAAGCCAGAAUUGAUCCAGUCUUCAGACACUUCAUCCCCAGAUCUGGUGGAAUUUGAACGAUACCUGUAUUUUUAUAAGCACACGGUGGACCUGCUGAUAGAGCAUGGAAUUGUUUGCACUGAGGAGGUGCCUCUUCCUGAGGUCUCCACGGCUAUUUCCCACCUCUGGCAAGAGCUUUCUGAAGAAAGGAGAGACAGCAUCUUGCAGUACUGUAGCCAGAGAGAUUUCCUCAUGGAUCCUAAGGCUGCUUGCCAAGAGCCUGCGUGCACUGAAGGUAGUGUGAGGGACAGCCGAGGUAACAGUGAGGAAGCCAGUGGUUCCUCAGUCUCCACACCAGAGGAAGUAAUGUUUGAAGAUGCGUUUGAUGUUGCUGCUGGUUUCCUUGACAGAAACGAGACUCAGGGAACGUCUAGCCAGAGUUCAGCAUUUGCAAGCUGCAGUUCUGAAAAUCCAGAGGAUCACCACAGACUCUAUCUGCAGAUCACUGACUUCCUAAAAAGCCUCCUCUUUGCUAAUACACUGUUUUGCCAGGAAGAAGAUCUUCAGUUUGAUUAUGAGACUGUGAUGCUGAGGUGCACAGAGACCUUCGAUGAUGAAGAUUUCUAA
Molecule: messenger RNA, 879 nt
Organism: Cariama cristata (Red-legged seriema)
Lineage: Eukaryota; Metazoa; Chordata; Aves; Cariamiformes; Cariamidae
Gene: STRA8
Product: stimulated by retinoic acid 8
Exons: 7
Coding region: 88-879 (263 amino acids)
Biological process (GO): meiotic cell cycle; cellular response to retinoic acid
Source: RefSeq, a predicted model, not a curated record